Molecule: messenger RNA, 477 nt
Organism: Rotaria sordida
Lineage: Eukaryota; Metazoa; Rotifera; Eurotatoria; Philodinida; Philodinidae
Source: the annotation of a GenBank genome assembly
AUGUUAAAGUAUCCAUCAGAAGAUAUUGUUGUUUUUGCUGUUCCCAAAAAUAUUGCCUUUUGGAAAGUGAUCUUGAAAGGAUCUGAAGAAACUCCUUAUCAAGAAAAAUUUUGGAUGCUAUAUGUUGAAUUUGAUUCACAUUAUCCAAACUGCCCGCCAAAUGUUCGUUUUGUUACACCUAUAUAUCAUGUUAAUAUUAGUGGUGAUGGAAAAAUUUGUCAUCAAAUUCUUGGGCGAUGUUGGUUUAUGCAAACGAAGAUGAGUGUCAUUUUCGAAAAUAUUCUUAAUCUUCUUAAGAAGCCAAACUUUGAUGAUGCCAUAUCGUGUGAAAAAGCUCAUUUGUAUAAGGAAAGUCCGAAUGAUUACAACAGAGAGGCAAAAGAUCAUUCAAAUAAGUAUGCAAAAAAUGAUUUGAAAACGUUGAAAGAUGAAUAUCGUCUGGAAGAUGAUGAUAAUCAAAUAGACGAAUCACCAUAA